Molecule: messenger RNA, 1868 nt
Organism: Drosophila ficusphila
Lineage: Eukaryota; Metazoa; Arthropoda; Insecta; Diptera; Drosophilidae
Gene: p53
Product: cellular tumor antigen p53
Exons: 9
Coding region: 105-1652 (515 amino acids)
Biological process (GO): regulation of transcription by RNA polymerase II; apoptotic process
Cellular component (GO): nucleus
Molecular function (GO): RNA polymerase II cis-regulatory region sequence-specific DNA binding; DNA-binding transcription factor activity, RNA polymerase II-specific
Source: RefSeq, a predicted model, not a curated record
GCUGUUUCUUUCGAACUUAUUGUUGUGAUUGCGAACCGACUGACUGACGCCAAAUCCUAGCGGAAAAGCAACAGUUGAAAAACAUUUUUGCUAAAUCUGCAAUUAUGUCUCUCAAUAGAACUCCGUCGUUUAGCUUGAUUAUUGACCAAAACCCUGGAAUGGUUUCGCGUAGCAAUAGUCAGUCCUUGAUUCUGGACUCUUUUGAGGAAUACUUAGAUUUGUAUCCCAUCUUAAGCAAUGAGAGCUCUGCGGCGCCACCGGUGAGAUACUUCAGCAGUGGAAUGCUGAGAUCCUCAAACAGUGGAGGCCCCACCUUGCUGCAAAGUUUCGUGGCCAGUGGACUUCCGCAUUUGAUAACGCAGGUCGUCCACACAAACGGAGGAUUCUAUCUCGACAACAACUUGCAGCUUGUCAACAAUUUGGGAAACCUGGCCAACAAUUCCAAUAUAUCAUCAAAAAACAUUGUCGGCAACCGCAAUGAUUCCGACGAUGAUAUCCAGGUGACCAACGAAGCCUCCAUGGGAUCGGCCGAUUCCACAGCGGAGGAUGUGCCGGUCGAUAUUGAACAGGCGGCCAUCGAAUCAGCUGAAUUAACCACCGAACCCAUGGCCUUCCUCCAGGGACUAAACUCCGAGAAUCUGAUGCAGUUCAGCCAGCAAUCCGUGCUACGCGAGAUGAUGCUGCAGGACCUUCCGGGCCAAGUUAAUACACUGCCCAAGCUGGAGAACCACAACAUUGGCGGCUACAAUUUUAGCAUGGUAUUGGAUGAGCCGCCCAAGUCACAUUGGAUGUUCUCGGUGCCGCUUAAUAAGUUGUACAUCCGGAUGAACAAGAUCUUCAACGUGGACGUUCAGUUCAAGGCAAAAAUGCCCAUCCAGCCGCUAAAUCUUCGGGUCUUUCUUUGCUUUAGCAAAGAUGUCAGUGGUCCGGUGCUGCGCUGCCAGAAUCACCUAAGCUUGGAGCCAUUGACCAAUCCGAAGAUACGUGAGAGUUUGCUUCGCUGCGAGAAUCCCAACAGUGUGUAUUGUGGAUCAGCCCAGGGCAAGGGCAUUUCGGAGCGCUAUUCCGUGCUGGUUCCCCUGAACAUGUGUCGAUCUGGCAACCGAAGCGGUGGUCACGUCCGCCAGACCCUGGCCUUUAAGUUUGUGUGCCAAAAUUCAUGCUUUGGCCGGAAGGAAACCAAUUUGGUUUUUUGUCUGGAGAACGCGAGUGGUGAUAUCGUAGGUCAGCAAGUUAUUGAAGUCAAAAUUUGCACUUGCCCGAAACGUGACCGUAACCAAGAGGAACGCCAAAUAAAUGGCAAGAAGCGCAAGUCCCUAGCGGAUGGCACGGAUGAAGAUGAGCUGGACGUUAAGCCAUCGAAAAUGCGUCGGCGUAAAGGAUCGUUUAAGUCAGAUAUCAAGAAGGAGGAGACGGAGAGCAACGACAGCCACGACAUCGAAUCCGCCGCAGAUUGGAAGGUGUCGCGCACCGAGGAUGGAGAGUACCAUCUGGCCAUAACAUGCCCCAAAAAGGAAUGGCUGCUGCAGGGCAUUGAGGGCAUGAUCAGGGAGGCGGCGACUGGAGUGCUGCGAAAUCCAAACCAAGAGAAUCUGCGCCGCCAUGCCAACAAUUUGUUGAGCCUAAAGAAACGUGCCUGUGAACUGCCAUGACUUCGGAGCUGUUCUACUUUUUGAGUACUUAUUCUUAAGGAACAUAGCACACCGUUGAAAUAUCUUUGCAUCUGUUAGGCAUAGAUUUAGUCGUUUCAUAUUUUUAUCAUUAUCUGUUUGUUAGGAGAGUAACAGUGAUAUUUCUAUACGAAAAGAAAAUGCUUUUAUAUUUUUGAUAAUGUUGUACUGCUAUUAAAUACAAAGCUUUAAAUAUAA